This is a messenger RNA of Esox lucius (northern pike), 2027 nucleotides long. It is a transcript of the gene tent5aa, whose product is annotated as terminal nucleotidyltransferase 5Aa. Gene Ontology annotation, biological process: mRNA stabilization. The coding region runs from base 736 to 1944 and encodes 402 amino acids. The transcript is spliced from 2 exons. Gene Ontology annotation, molecular function: poly(A) RNA polymerase activity; RNA binding. Lineage: Eukaryota; Metazoa; Chordata; Actinopteri; Esociformes; Esocidae. The record is from RefSeq and is a predicted model, not a curated record.
UUACAGCACUGGACCUGCCCUUCAACGAGAAGCCCCACACGCCAAACGCAAUUGAUAAGUAUCGGUUAAGUUUUAAUACUCAUAGCAAAACUUAAACUUAAGUUAAAAAAGGUAAUUGAACAACUUCCAAGUUACAUAGAAGGCUUUAUAAAUUUGUUGAACGAGUGAACCAAAUAUUUAGCAAUUGCGCGUUAAAGUCCACGGGAUUCCACAGACGGCUGAUCACUGGAGAACGAGCCAAGUGCAAAUCGAGGAUUCAUGCAAAUUCAUAAAAUCAUAGGCGUGCCUUUAAGCGAUGGAGUCACAGCCGGAACUCAGAACCCCCUGGUAUACCAACGAGCUCCAAAGACGGUAAUGCGCACAGCUCGGACGCACUCAAGGGACAACAGAGAAGGAAAUGUAUCACGCUCUUUAAAGCAAGGAGAGAAAAAAGGAAGGCAGAAGUGACGACUAUCUUUGCAAGAAGCUACUCAUCUCAUCUCCCAAUAAAGGACCGUCAUCCCGAGUUAGCAGCCUUCAUUUCCUUACUGCGCGCAGAGUAGCCUAUUAAUUGUAUUUAUGUUACAGUUUAAUUGAGGAGAUACGUCACACUUACUGAACAUACAGAUGUGCAUGGAUGAAGUGGACAUUUCCCCUUUAUAAGUCUUCGGUCACCGUGCGUAAAAUCCGUGUUUAGUUUCGGACCUGUCUCUUAAGAAACUUUACAUAAUCAAGCCGUUUAGUUUCCGUAUCACAAUGUCUGAAGAAGAUAAUAGUUGCACUGGUGCUAGUCCUGUUACAGAGAUUGAAAGCAGCAAUAUCAGCGUUCUCGGCUGGGAACAAGUGCAGCGCCUUGAUGCAAUCCUGACGGAGACCAUCCCCAUUCACGGCAGGGGAAAUUUCCCUACUUUGGAGAUGAAACCACGACAAAUAGUGAAAGUGGUGCGUAGUCGCAUGGAGGAAAGGAACAUCCACGUCCGGGACGUGCGGUUAAACGGGUCUGCCGCAAGCCACGUUCUUCAUGAGGAUAGCGGAUUGGGGUACAAGGACCUUGACCUAAUCUUUUGCGCGGAUAUGAAAGGGGAAAGCGAUUUUCAGAUUGUGAAGGAUAUCGUUUUGGACUGUCUCCUGGAUUUCCUACCUGACGGAGUAAAUAAGCAAAAAAUAUCACCGUUGACAUUAAAGGAGGCCUAUGUGCAGAAGAUGGUGAAGGUGUGCAAUGAUUCAGACCGCUGGAGCCUCAUCUCCCUCUCCAACAACCGAGGCAAGAAUGUGGAGCUGAAAUUCGUGGAUUCCCUGAGGCGGCAGUUUGAGUUCAGCGUGGACUCCUUCCAGAUCAAGCUGGACUCACUGCUGCUCUUCUAUGAAUGCUCAGAAAACCCCAUGGCCGAGACAUUUCACCCCACCAUUGUAGGUGAGAGCGUGUUCGGGGACUUCGGUGCUGCCCUCGACCACCUACGACACAAGGUGAUCUGCACGCGCAACCCGGAAGAGAUCCGGGGCGGCGGCCUGCUCAAGUACUGUCACCUGCUGGUGAGGGGCUUCCACGCCGACUCCGAGACGGAGAUGAAGUCCCUGCAGCGGUACAUGUGCUCGCGCUUUUUCAUCGACUUCUCGGAUAUCAGCGAGCAGCAGCGCAAGCUGGAGUCCUACCUGCAGAACCACUUUGUGGGCCUGGAGGACCGCAAGUACGACUACCUGAUGACCCUGCAUGGGGUGGUAAAUGAGAGUACGGUGUGCCUAAUGGGUCACGAGAGGCGGCAGACACUAGGGCUGAUCGCCAUGCUGGCUGUGCGGGUGCUGGCUGAGCAGAAUGUCAUCCCCAACGUUGCUAAUGUCACCUGUUAUUACCAGCCAGCCCCCUACGUAACAGAUGGUAACUUCAGUAACUACUACAUUGCCCAGGUGCAGCCCAUGUUUCAUUGCCAGCAGCACGCCUACUCCACCUGGCUACCCUGCAACUGAGACUGCACAGAGAAAGGAAGGCGUGAGAGAGAGAGAGAGAGAGAGAGAGAGAGAAGGAAAGAAAGAAAGAAAGAAAGAAAGAA